AUGAGCGCGCUGCGGCCUCUGCGGGGCGGCUGCGUCUGUGGGCGGAACCGGUACAUAAUCGCGCUCCCAGAAGACGGUGCUCAGCAAGCCCAGGUUUUGUUCAGCACGGAGAGAUCACAUCAAGAGACGCUCGCGACACCGCUGGCAGCCUACCUCCGCGUCCCUCUGGCAUGGCUCCACAGCACGACGUUUGCCUUUUUCGACGACGAGACGCACGCCAUGAUUCGGCGCGUAUACACGCACCCCAGGCAAGAGCACGCCAAGCGCAACUUUUGCGGCUUUUGCGGGACCCCUCUCUCGUACUGGUCGGAGCAGCCGCGGAGCGAGGCCGAGUACAUCAACCUCACGCUGGGCAGCCUUCUGCAGGAAGACCUGCAGGACCUGGAGGACCUCGGUCUGAUUCCCGACGAGAGCGAGAGCGAGCCGGAGGAGGCGCGGAAGCGUUCGCCCGAGGCUAUGAACCGCGGCCAGGUCCUGCGGCAAUCCUACGGCGUGCCGUGGUUCGACGGCAUGGUGGAAGGCACAAGGCUGAGCAAGAUGCGACGCACGCACGGCAUCCAGCGGUCCGACGACGGCACCGUAAGGGUUGAGUGGGAGAUUGUCGAGGAGGAAGAGGACGCUGGAAGCAGCACCGACGUGGAGAUGGAAACGGGCUCCACGGCAUCCGGGAAGCGAAAGUUGCAAGACCGGGCCGAGUAG
Molecule: messenger RNA, 699 nt
Organism: Ustilaginoidea virens
Lineage: Eukaryota; Fungi; Ascomycota; Sordariomycetes; Hypocreales; Clavicipitaceae
Exons: 2
Coding region: 1-699 (232 amino acids)
Source: RefSeq, a predicted model, not a curated record